Auanema sp. JU1783 is the source of this 1365-nucleotide messenger RNA. The record is from the annotation of a GenBank genome assembly. NCBI's taxonomy places the organism in Eukaryota, Metazoa, Nematoda, Chromadorea, Rhabditida, Rhabditidae.
AUGGCUGGUGGCACGCAAAAUAAGGAUGGAGAACCGAGUGCUAAGCGUAAGAGGAUUCCAAACAGCUUAUAUCACAACGAGAUGUUCAUUGUCAUGGAAACAUCUCCUGAUAGAAUGAAACUGAAAUCGAGAAAAACUGAGCCUAUACCGGAGCAUGUUAUAGCACAAGGGCGUAAAUCAGCGGAGAAAAGAAAGUCUUUGGCAAACUUCGAUACCACCAAGAAAAAAAAAAGUUACACAGCUGAGGAGCUUCCAAUGAAAACUUCGGUCAAAGCUGCAUCAAUUGCACAGAAGAAACAUCAUGAAGAGGAUAGCAAACAGUUGAAAAAUACACCGAAAGUUGCACUUAAACUUCCACAUAAGAAGUUUAGUGCAGUGGUUAAGUCGGAACAAGAAGAUGUUGAGGUCGAGAAAAAGGUUAACGUCAGUAGGACGAAGGCAGAAGAAGAAAGCAUGCAUGUACCUGCCGUCGAUACUUCUGAUUCCGAUGAUUCUGAUUUUGAUGCGGGAAGCAAAUUCAAAAGCUAUGAUGAUUUCUGUAACUCCUUCGAGUGUUGGAAACUAAGGAAAAGCCAUAACUUCCGUGUUGCAUCUUCCGAAACAUUAAAGAACAUUGAUGGCUCUGUUGAUCCCAAAUGUCGAUAUAGAUAUGUAGUUUACCAAUGUGUUCAUUACGGACAGCCCAGAAUAAGAGGGACCGGAAAACGACCCAACCAGACAUAUCUGCCAUGUGGUUGUUCUGCCAUGUUAAGACUUGUAUAUAAUUUCACGGAAAAAGUUCUAGUUAUUAGUAAAUUAAUUACCACUCACACGGGGCACGAUGGUAAGAGCUAUGUGGAAUGUAAUUCCCAAAACCGUAGACAGUACUCUCGAGCUGUGAAAAAUGAAUCGCCAAGUUCCCCAAGUGAGGUGUUGCCGGAAAAUUCGUCAUCCAAUGAUAUAAACAACGCAAACUCUCCUAGCUCUGGAGAAGAGAAACCUGGAAAGAUGACUGAUGCUCUUUACUACCAGCAACAACUCCAGUUAAUGGCAGCUCUCUUGCCACCAACUAUGGGCUCACCAAUGUCUACUGAUUAUUCAGCAGUUUUUAAUAAUUAUAAUAUACAAAAUGUGGCAAAUCCUGAUACCAUUUAUCGACCUCAACCCCAAUACUCAUUGAGUGCUGUGCAUAAUUCAGCCUUCUCCCGAGUACAACCUCUAAGUACUUCAACGACUCCAAUGAAUGAUAAAGAGAACAGCACCCAUGUAUCAACGAAUUUGUCAAUGAAACAUGAUGCUCCAGAAUGUGUUCAUCCUCAAGCAUUAUCAGUUGUGGAGAACACAACUUGGGCGCCUCGAGAAUAUUCCGACUUGACAGUCUUAUGA